Molecule: messenger RNA, 2373 nt
Organism: Trypanosoma brucei brucei TREU927
Lineage: Eukaryota; Euglenozoa; Kinetoplastea; Trypanosomatida; Trypanosomatidae
Product: ubiquitin carboxyl-terminal hydrolase, putative
Exons: 1
Coding region: 1-2373 (790 amino acids)
Biological process (GO): protein deubiquitination
Molecular function (GO): cysteine-type deubiquitinase activity
Source: RefSeq, a predicted model, not a curated record
AUGUUGUCAUCUUCGUCGCCGGUUUUGGUUUCUGAGCAGACAUGCGAUAAGGUCGACUAUGGCAUGGAACUAAUGCCUGGUAAGAGAUUAAAUACUCCUGUGGAAACACCAGUGAUUAUUUGUCCACUGUACAACCUUGGAAACACAUGCUAUUUUAAUGCCGGUGUUCAGUUGCUUGUAAACUGCCCUCAAUUUGUGUACUGCCUCCGUGACUCGCUGUUUCGCCACCCGGAGCAUCACCGCUACGCUGAACGCGUAAGCCGUUCGUGCGGUAAGGCAGCACUGGAGUUAUUUGAGGCCUUUACUCAAUUGGUCAAUGAUAUGGAGUUCACUCAACUUGAACCUGACUGCGCAAUCUCGCCACUGAGGGCGUUGGAAUGCCUUUCCGCUGUUCAUCCGUUGUUUGAGGGCCGCGAACAGCAGGACUGUCCUGAAAUGGUGAACGCGGUGAUUGCUAACGUGGCGGAGGUGGGGCGGCAAGAAAUCGAAUUGGACAACUUGCUGAAGUCCUUUGAAGGGGAUUAUCUGUGCUUGGAAAAGGCAAUGGGGUGUCGGCGAGGUGACACAUCGUUUGUGCCCAUGCGGUGCACGAGGCAACGGAUGGAGUUCGAUGAGAUAAGUUUGCAGUCUGGUUCUUUAUAUGGAAGUGACCAAAUGAAUCGAAAUGGGGCAGCAUCUGCCAACCAUGAACAGAAUGAAAAUGGUUCUGAGAACAACCAUUUUACAACCUCUGCUCAAACGCACAACGCACCCCAGUUUCCAGUGUUUCCGGGAAGUUGGUGGAACUUCAAUACAAUGAGAAUCAACCAAUUUGUAAACCGUGAGAAUAGGUUGCUUCAGCUUCAGGAAGACUCCAAGAAUGGAAAGCUUCCCCAAAGCACGUUUCGACCACCCAAAAUAUUUUACAACAGUGUGACUGAUGGUUUUACCGGUCAAAUACUCUCCGAAAUACGGUGCCACACUUGCCAAAGAAGCUCUCGUAUUGUGGAGAGUUUUUCUUCGCUGACAAUUGGAAUCCCAUCCCCCCGGCAGAGGCUCCAAUAUGCUAAAAAGCAUCCGGAGGUUCAGCGCGUCAAACAGGAUGGGACACCUCAGAACCUCGCACGGUCGCUUUAUUGGCGUAGUGUUUUCUCGUGGUUCUAUGCUGCGACACGGUGGAUUGUUGGUCUGUUUACGGGCUUUUCGAGACGAGGAAAUUGCCCUGUGACGUUGCAGGAGUGCCUCGACAUCCAUUUUGAGCCGGUGGAACUGAAGGGUAGCAACAUGUAUCAUUGCAGCACAUGCAAUGCCAAACGGGAGGCAACUAAGCAGGAGACUCUCCUCACAAUGCCCGAGUACCUACUGUUACAUAUGAAACGCUUCGAACAGGGGAAGUGUUUCAAUACCAAGAAAACAGAUGAAGUCAUCUUCCCCAUGUCGUGGGAUGUAGGCGCUGCUCAAAGUACAGACGUGCUGCGGUUGCGUAACUAUUUGGACUCGAAUGUUUUAGCGUUUAAUUACCCACUCUCAACAUUCCACGGAACGACUAGUGCAGGUGAUAGCACACCUAUGGAAAACUCAACGUCUGUCACAACCCCCCUAACAGCUACUAACGACCACCAGAAGUUUGCCGCAGCCAGUUCGUCUCCUUUGCAAAGUAUGCAAACAAGGGAAAACCCGGAUAUUGAGGCCCCAAUCGAUACCUACACCUUAGAAGCCGUCGUUAACCAUCACGGAACUAUUGCUCGUGGCCACUACACAACCUUCGCGCGUAAGAAGACUGCGUCGAAAGACGUGUGGGUUUACCUGAACGAUGAAGAGUUGAGCACCACUACUGCUGACUCCGUGGCGAAUUCGGAGGAGUACCUACUUCUAUAUAAGAAGCAAUCUCUCUUCCCUCGCUCCGAGGCGUUCGAGAAACUUCGCACGAAGGCACGAGAGCUGUUGGCGAAACCACUGUCAUCGCGUAUGGGCUUGGAUGCCGCUGGCGUAGACAAGAGUAGCAGGAAUCCGAAUAGCAACACCAACCUUUCCAUAUCUGGGGGCGGAGACGGUUGUCAUGAUGUGGUUUACAUUUCCCGACCGUGGCUGCAGCGUAUGACUUUUAUGGAGGAGCCGGGUCCUAUCCUCAACCGCCUUUCCUAUCGCGCCGCCACGCAAGAAACAGGGGAGUCCUCGUCGGCACAUGGUACGCAAAGUUCACCAAAACAAAAUCUGGGGGAGCCAACUUCUGCAAAGGGGCCACCUUACGAGAAAAGCCUCCCCGUCGAGUGGUUCUAUGUAUCCCUUCUGCAACAGGAAUAUGACGCAUUUUACGACAUGUAUGGUGGAAACCAGGCGGUGACUCAGAGUGAAUACAAUUUAAUGAUGAGUGAACAAGACGCACUCGUAUGA